Molecule: messenger RNA, 957 nt
Organism: Melanotaenia boesemani (Boeseman's rainbowfish)
Lineage: Eukaryota; Metazoa; Chordata; Actinopteri; Atheriniformes; Melanotaeniidae
Product: gastrula zinc finger protein XlCGF8.2DB-like
Exons: 2
Source: RefSeq, a predicted model, not a curated record
UGUGAUGUUUGUGGUCACAUCUAUAGUCAUAAAAGAAAACUUGGGCUACACAUGAGAAUCCACACAGGAGACAAACCAUUCAACUGUGAUGAAUGUGGACAAAGAUUUACUCAAAAGUCAAGCUUAACCCAACACAUGAGAAUCCACACAGGAGACAAACCAUUCAACUGUGAUGAAUGUGGACAAAGAUUUACUCAAAAGUCAAGCUUAACCCAACACAUGAGAAUCCACACAGGAGACAAACCAUUCUUCUGUGAGGAAUGUGGACAAAGAUUUAGUCGCAAGUCAAACUUAAACAUACACAUGAGAAUCCACACAGGAGACAAACCAUUCUUCUGUGAGAAAUGUGGACAAAGAUUUAGUCACAAGACAAGCUUAUACCAACACAUGAGAAUCCACACAGGAGACAAACCAUUCUUCUGUGAGAAAUGUGGAGAAAGAUUUAGUCACAAGACAAGCUUAUACCGACACAUAAAAAUCCACACAGGAGACAAACCAUUCUUCUGUGAGGAAUGUGGACAAAGAUUUACUCAAAAGUCAAGCUUAACCCAACACAUGAGAAUUCACACAGGAGACAAACCAUUCUUCUGUGAGGAAUGUGGACAAAGAUUUAGUCGCAAGACACACUUAAACCAACACAUGAGAAUCCACACAGGAGACAAGCCAUUCAGCUGUGAUGAAUGUGGACAAAGAUUUAAUCACAAGUCACACUUAAACCGACACAUGAAAAUCCACACAGGAGACAAACCAUUCUUCUGUCAGGAAUGUGGACAAAGAUUUGGUCGCAAGACAAGCUUAGACAAACACGUAAGAAUCCACACAGGAGACAAACCAUUUAGCUGUGAUGAAUGUGGACAAAGAUUUACUCAUAAGACCAGCUUAAGCCAACACAUGAGAAUCCACACAGGAGACAAACCAUUCAACUGUGAUGAAUAUUUAGUCACAAGUCAAGCUUAA